AAGACAGCAACUCAUCAUUUCUGAGUGAUUAAGUCAAUAAACAGAGCUCACGCCGUGGGUUGACAUACAGCCAUUUGACUAAUUUGCAAUUAUGAAGCUUUUUCACUGUGAACACACUGUAAGUUCGGCUCCAGCGCGCAGAUGACCCUGAGAGAGACAGAGGAACCAAAAACCGCCAGGAGACACUGGGACUCGUCACGUGUUGUUUGUCCCUCGCGGAGCCCUGCCUGACUCCUUCGUGAGUUAUAAUCAGACGGCGAAUCACGGGAGCAGCCCACGCUGCCGACGCGCGCCAUGCGAGCGCACCCAGUCCGGCGGUGCCUGGGAUUGGGCGGAGGGAGUGGUGGCUGCGGACGGAGUCACAGGAUUGGUAGAGUUCAGCGCCAAACUUGUUGACUCAUAACUGAGCAGCUCCUCUCCAUCCUUCACGGCGCGGAGCUGUCCACGGCCAGUGGUCCUGAAACUGUCAGAUUCCGACGCGCCGCUGGAACAAAUCAGAUUUUUUUUUUGGUUUGAUUCCUCACUCCUAGAAUUCUAGAGUUAAAUGCGCUCGUAUAACACUUCAAGGCGUUUUUGCUGAGCGUCACUUGACGGAUAUCUAUCCGAUCUCACCGCGCGUUCAAAGGGCGCACCUAGCCUUCAACUUCUCUGAAAAAGUAGAGGAAUCUCCGCGGCACAGCCAUGGCUUUCAUGGUGAAACACAUGGUGGGAGGACAGCUGAAGAACCUGACAGGCGGACUGACGGAGGAAAAACCUGAAGCUGAGAAAACAGACGCGGCGGCAGGGAUGACUCAAGAGGAAUUCGAACAGUAUCAGCAACAGUUAGAGGAGGAAAAACAGGAACGAGAAGCCGAUUUUGCCCAGAAGAAAGCUGAGAGAGCCACAGUGAGAAGUCACUUCCGGGAUAAGUACAGACUACCAAAGAAUGAGCUGGAUGAGACCCAGAUCCAGCAGGCGGGGGACGACGUGGUGUUGCCCACAGAGCUGGCCAAGAUGAUCGCUGAGGAUGGCCAGGAGGAGGCGCACAAGCAGUCGGUGCUGGGCCAGCUGUCCAACAUCCAGAAUCUAGACGUCGACCAGCUUAAAGACAAAGCUCAGGCCACACUGGAAGACCUCAAAAAGCAAACGGAGAAUUGCAGCCUCAUGUGAUCUCCCUGGAGAUUAGAGUUUCACUUGUACAAAUAUUUUUCAAAGGCAGAGCUGCUCGGGGGUAAAAAAUAUUCUCACUGCUUGGGUGGAAUCUCAGUUGGCAGAGCCGCAUAAUUACAGUUUUCGUAGCUGUGCAAAGUUAGACAGAGGCAAUGCAGAAAAGAGAGUAAAAGAUUGGAGCGCUGAUAAUGAAAUCGAGGGCAAUUCUUACAAACUGGAACAAAGAGUUGCAGCUUUCCAGGAGACCUUCAGAUAUUCUAGAAAUCAUGAAUGUCAUUCAUAUUUUUCAUUGAAAUGAGCUACCUUACACUCUGAAAAACUGUGGUCCUUUGGCUCCCCCCAUUGAGAUUAAAGCAAUGAGAUUACUUUUGCCCUCAGAGCAGCUCCUCCUCUAAGAAAUAUUCCUGUUUUUCCUUCACUUUCCUCCUUCUCUGUACCUUGCCUAACCAGUGAUAACACAGUGAUUCUGCAGCAGAGGUCUCAGGUGUGUGUGCGUGUGUGUGUGAAGUUUUUCACUGCUUCCAAACACACAGCAGAUGAUUUCACUGAUACACAAAUGCACAUUAUCACUGAGAUCAGCUGUUUGGUUGGAAUCAAAACAUUCACAUACACAAACAUGGGAGUGACACUGGCUCGUGUCAGGAGGGCAUACAUGUGCCAUGUGGAAUUUGAGAUAUUUGGACAUUCAUUUCAGGAAAAAAACAACAAAAGAGCUUGUUUGUGAAGGUGUUUAAAUUCCAUGUAUGAAAGCACAAAAUCCUAAAAAAGUGCAAUAAUCUUAUGAGACAGAUUUUUGUCAGAAGUAGCUUACUGAUGUUGACCACCUGGUGCCCUGAUGAACACUCCUAUGUGCUGCAUUAGUCUUAGUUUCAAUCUUUUCUUAUAAAUAUCAUUACAAAAGCUUUUUUUCUUUAGCUUUACCCAUACUUCUGUGUGCCUUGUUUUUUGUCUGGAUCUAAGACAUUUGUAAGCUACUUUUACAAAGAUUCUGUCGUUUUUGUUUGCUUUGGCAGACGAUAUCUCUCUUUCAGUUUUACUAAAAGCAACGAACAAUGUGUUAGACAGGAGGAAUUAUGUUUUACCUUUGGGAAGGGUGGAUUUAAUACAUUUUGUAUGUUAUGGAAGCUCUAAGUAGACAUACGUUUGUACAUUUUUUAUUCAAUUUUCCUGAGUUAAUUUUGGUUGUUUUUUCUCAAGAUCUCUACCUACUGUCAGGUGAUCAUAACUCUUAUCCCCAGAGUUCCAAAAGCACAAAACAAACAUAGAAACACACUUUACUUACCACAGUGACCAGCCUGUUAUUUGUUUCCUAGAUUGCCACAAGAAAACAAGCUUUUUUAUCUGAAGAUAAUGAGACAAAUGGAUCUGGUACAACAGGAAAAGCAGCGUUGUUAUCCAGGGAUUAUGAGACAAACAAUCGGAGAUCUCGAGAAAAUAACCAUAACUAACUCGUUAUCAUGAGGAAACUGCGUAAAGAAAAUGUAUUGAUGCCAUUCUGCUUUGGGCUUCCAUAGUUAAACGUGUGCAAUAACUGUGCUCCAAACUUUAAAUUGGGAUUGGGAGCAUAUCUGUGGCUUAGGCUGCAUCCAGAUGUAAAAAAUUACCUUAGAAGCUGCUCAGAUGAGAGAAAUGUGAAUGCUUUAGAACUCGUAUGCCAAAGCCUUUGUUGAAAAACGAAAACCUACAAAAAGAAAAAGGCACAAGUAUGUUUAAGCGUGUAACUGCAGUGUGAGUAUAAGUCCACAUUGUGUUGAAUAGGAUGUCAAUGUACCUGCUGUUUGGCUGUGCUGUCAUCAGCAGCUCAUCUGUUUUCAUGAACUCGCUGCGUCUUCAAGUGUCGUCGACCAUCACAUGACCUCUGACCUCUCCUCCAUCUCAUUCAUCCCUGCGUCUCAGUGGUGCUGUUUUGUGCUGGUGGAGUCGUGUUGCUUAGCUGGUGUGAUAUUUCUAGUGGUGUCUCUGUGAAAAAAAAGUAAUAUUAAUAACAAUCUUAUACUGUGGCUGAGCGUGCUGGUCAUAUAGAGUGACAGCACACAGUCACUGUGUGCUGACUGUGUAUUCUGUCCAUGUUGCUCUCAAGCCAAGCACAAGUGAAGGAAUCAAGAGGGGAUGUUGUUGAUGUUGUGUUGAAUCAUAUUCGCUACAUUUUGCCAGUGUUUGAAUUUCAGUAGCCGUGGUGCUGAAAGUGAAGUCAGCUUCUCAUCUCCUAUCUGUCCCCUCUUUGAUUCAUGUAAUGGUCCACUGCCAAAACCCAAUUUUUCUUUGACCUCUCUGUUUGUAAAGUCUUAAUUUCACAUGAACACAGUUGAUUUCGGGGAAAUGAGGGAACGAAGAUUAGAGUGUUUUCUUUAGUUUUGUGUGCCAAACUACUGCUGAAUGAAUAUUGAGGCAACAGCUAAAUAUUUUCAGUGCAGUGAUCGUCAUGUGAUAGAUAAACUGUAUCGUUAUAACAUUUCAAUAAUAUAAAGCAGAGGAAAAGUUGCAAUAAGGCCUUUAUAAUAGAGGUCAUAAAAUCUGUCAUGUCUGAUGAUGAGAGAAUAUAAAUGGGUGGAAUAGAAGCCAUAAUGUAAACUGUUUUUCAUGUAUGAGUGUAUACAACUCCAACAAUAAUUCAAUAACUCAAUAAUUAUUCUAAUAAUAUUAUUAAUAAAAAAUGUAUCUUUUUGUGUUGUCAUCCGUGACACGCAGUACUCCAAGUUCUUUGUUUGUUGGUUUUGUUUGUUUUGUCUUACAGUCUUUGAAAUAUUCUGUCUCUGAAAGUAUUUCAGUGAUUUUUUCAGUUGUUAUUGCAAUAAACUGAUUUU
Molecule: messenger RNA, 3953 nt
Organism: Notolabrus celidotus (New Zealand spotty)
Lineage: Eukaryota; Metazoa; Chordata; Actinopteri; Labriformes; Labridae
Gene: cplx3b
Product: complexin 3b
Biological process (GO): neurotransmitter transport; regulation of neurotransmitter secretion; synaptic vesicle exocytosis
Cellular component (GO): SNARE complex; terminal bouton
Molecular function (GO): syntaxin binding
Source: RefSeq, a predicted model, not a curated record